AGGACUGGCGUUCUCCAUCUCCCAAUCAUCGCAAUCGUUUUCUAAACUCUAUCAUGGCGGCCGAUUCCACUCCGAGCAAGGCUGCUCUUUCUCUCCUCGACAACAUUGCGCAACUCAGCGAUGGCUUCAAGAAUGGGAGUCCUGGCGCGAGAGAAGGGUUGUUGGACGCGUGUAGGGGGCUCAUCGCGGAAGUCAGCAAUCCAUCUGAGAACAUGCUGCAAUUGUUAUGGGCGCAACCCGCACAUCUGAGCACACUUUGGAUGGGCACGGAAGUGAAGUUGUUUCAGGCCAUGAAAGACGUCCCGGAAUCUGGUGCUACUGUUGAAGACAUCGCGAAGAAGUGCGAAAAGAACGUUGACCCAAUUAUCGUUGGGCGCAUGCUUCGACAUCUCGCUGCUAUGGGCACAGUGCGCGAGACUGGUCCCGGUACCUUUGCAAACACUCCUACUUCUUCCGCAUUCGCCGAACAAUCGUAUCAAGACUCAAUACAAUAUAUCGCAGAGAACUUUGCGCCGGCGCAUCAAUCCAUGAAGUCAUACUUUGAUCAGCGUGACUGGAAAUGCCCCGACUCUAGUCUCGAUGCGCCAUUCCAGCAUGCCUACAACUGCAAGGGAACCCAUUACUUUGAAUUCUUCCAGAAAAACCCAGAAGUAGGACGGCGCUUCGCUAGUAUGAUGGACUCUUGGAGCAAGGGACGGCCGCGGUGGUUCUCCAAGGAUUACUACCCUGUCGAGGAUCGGCUGAUCAGCGAUGCCGAGAAGGAUGUGCCGUUCCUCGUUGACGUCGGCGGCGGUUCUGGGCACGAUAUUGAAGGCCUGAGGGAGGCGUUCGGAGGUCAGAUACCAGGUACGCUGGUGCUGCAAGAUAGGCCGGAGAUUGUUGAGCUUGCAAAACUUGGUCCUGGCGCGGAGGCGAUGGCACACGACUUCAUGACUGAGCAACCUGUGAAAGGUGCGCGGGCGUAUUAUCUACAUUCGAUCAUCCAGGACUGGAAUGAUGAGGUAAACACCGAAAUUCUCAAGGCAAUAGUGCCAGCCAUGAAGAAGGGGUAUUCCAAGGUCCUUGUGAACGAUUUUGUAGUCCCGAACCAAGGCGCGCAUUGGGCGCAGAGUGAGUCUUCCAAGUCAACGAUACGAUAUACGACUGACAUGUGAUAGCUUGUCUCGACUGGGAGCUCAUGGCCAGUCUUGGAGCUCGACACAGAACGGAAGAGGAGCACCGACAGAUGUACGAAGGUGCAGGCUUGAAGAUGACGGGUGUUUGGCGCCAUCCGCAUAGUCUUGACUCUAUUAUCGAGCUUGAGCUGGCAUGAGUAGUCGGUCCUGAGAUGGUAGCGCAGGUGCGACUGUGCUUGGAGUUUCGGUCGCUGUCACACCGUUCAAACGAUUUCGAUUUCUUGCUCUUUUCCCUCACCUGGAAACAUGUGCGAAUUGUACACUAGGUCGCUUGCAUUUGUCACGUUCUGAUGAUGUUUCGACGCUCUCGAGGAUUCAAGGUAAACACCAGUCCUUCGAAAGCGAUUCCUCGUAUUGAUGAUGGGACUCAAUACCAAACAAUGAUUCCAUAUUGUUUGUGCGCCA
This is a messenger RNA of Alternaria alternata, 1580 nucleotides long. RefSeq names its product O-methyltransferase. Bases 54 to 1154 code for a protein of 366 amino acids. The transcript has a single exon. Lineage: Eukaryota; Fungi; Ascomycota; Dothideomycetes; Pleosporales; Pleosporaceae. The record is from RefSeq and is a predicted model, not a curated record. Gene Ontology annotation, molecular function: O-methyltransferase activity.